This is a messenger RNA of Colletotrichum spaethianum, 570 nucleotides long. Its product is annotated as protein CAP22. Bases 1 to 570 code for a protein of 189 amino acids. The transcript has 2 exons. Lineage: Eukaryota; Fungi; Ascomycota; Sordariomycetes; Glomerellales; Glomerellaceae. The record is from RefSeq and is a predicted model, not a curated record.
AUGCACUUCAAUCGCAUUGCUCUCUCCCUCGCCGCCGCCGCCUUCGUCAAAGCCGACCUCCAGCUUGACAACGAUGACAUCCCUACCCAGUGCAGCGCUGUCUGCCGGCCCAUCUACGACCUCGGCCAGGCCUGCGAAGUUAACGACGACCUAAUCAACAACGACCUCACUGAGGACCGACUUGAGGCUCAGUGCGUAUGCACCAACAACAGCAUCAACGUCUCCCAGUACGCCGCCCUCUGCGCCAGCUGCAUGGACCAGAACGUCCAGGACCGUGAUGACCUCGAUGAUAUCAACGACAUCCUGAGAACAUGCGGUUUCGCUAGCACCUCCUACGCAGCCACCGCGUCCUACGCCUCCACUACGCCCUCCGUCUCCGCAGCCCGCCCUACCAACUCGGCUCAGCUGACCACCACCAUUGCCCCCGGCUCCGGCGCCGGCGGCGGAGCCUCCCCAACGCAAUCGUCUAGCGCUGGCUCCGGCAGCAACGGCACCCCUACUAACGCCAACGGCCAGGCCACCCAGACCCGAAUGCUGCGGGCGUCGUCUUUCCUCAAGGACUUGGCCUGA